This is a messenger RNA of Pestalotiopsis fici W106-1, 219 nucleotides long. RefSeq lists its product as uncharacterized. Bases 1 to 219 code for a protein of 72 amino acids. The record is from RefSeq and is a predicted model, not a curated record. Gene Ontology annotation, molecular function: zinc ion binding. Lineage: Eukaryota; Fungi; Ascomycota; Sordariomycetes; Amphisphaeriales; Sporocadaceae. The transcript is spliced from 2 exons.
AUGGCUCCCAAGAAGAUUCGCUGCAAGCACAACGACUGCAAGGAGGCCGUUCAAAGAAUGUUUGGCGAUUGCGGUUUCUGCCAGCGCCAGUUCUGCGCAAAGCACCGAUUGCCCGAGGAUCACACAUGCUCCGGCCUGGAUGACUGCAGGAAGGAAGCCCACGCCCAGAACGCUGCCCAGCUGAACCAGGAGCGCACGCAGACCAUCAAGGUCGCAUAG